Molecule: messenger RNA, 1157 nt
Organism: Zalophus californianus (California sea lion)
Lineage: Eukaryota; Metazoa; Chordata; Mammalia; Carnivora; Otariidae
Gene: UBE2I
Product: ubiquitin conjugating enzyme E2 I
Exons: 7
Coding region: 138-614 (158 amino acids)
Biological process (GO): protein sumoylation
Cellular component (GO): nucleus
Molecular function (GO): SUMO conjugating enzyme activity
Source: RefSeq, a predicted model, not a curated record
GGGUCCUCGGAGCGCUCGGGCUGCGCGCGGAGCGGGCUCGGGAGGGAAGUCCCGAGACAAAGGAGCGCCGCCGCCGCCGCCGCCGCCGCCUCGUCCGCCUCGCUCGCCGGGCCGCGGCCGCCCGAGGGACUUUGAACAUGUCGGGGAUUGCCCUCAGCAGACUCGCCCAGGAGAGGAAAGCCUGGAGAAAGGACCACCCGUUUGGCUUUGUGGCUGUCCCGACAAAGAAUCCUGACGGCACGAUGAACCUCAUGAACUGGGAGUGUGCCAUUCCAGGGAAGAAAGGGACUCCCUGGGAAGGAGGCUUGUUUAAGCUACGGAUGCUUUUCAAAGAUGAUUAUCCAUCCUCACCCCCAAAAUGUAAAUUUGAGCCACCACUGUUUCACCCGAACGUGUACCCUUCGGGAACAGUGUGCCUGUCUAUCCUUGAGGAGGACAAGGACUGGAGGCCAGCCAUCACGAUUAAGCAGAUCUUGUUAGGAAUACAGGAACUUCUAAAUGAACCAAAUAUCCAGGACCCAGCUCAAGCAGAGGCCUACACGAUUUACUGCCAAAACAGAGUGGAGUACGAGAAGAGGGUUCGAGCACAAGCCAAGAAGUUCGCACCUUCAUAAGCGGUGACCGCGUGGCAGCGUAAGAAGGAAGGGAUUGGUUUGGCAAGAACUUGUUUACAACAUUUUUGCAAAUCUAACGUUGCUCUGUACAAUUACUAGUCACCUGGGAGGGUGGGCGGGCGCCAUUUUCCAUUUCCGCCACUGGCACGCAGUCCUCGACUCGCUGAGCUGCCCGGUUUUUCAUACAGGGUCUCUUCCUUCAGUCUUUUGUAUUUUUGAUUGUUAUGUAAAACUUGCUUUUAUUUUAAUAUUGAUGUCAGUAUUUCAACUGCUGUAAAAUUAUAAACUUUUAUACUUCGAUGAGCCCCGAGGAGCUAGUUUCCUUUGCUCGCGGAUGCAGGCAUGCUUCCCACCGUGUAGCGCUACACGUAGCCUCCCGCCGGCCCCCCUCCCGCCUCGCUCCCCGCAGAACCCGGGUUGUGUUGCUUAUGAGCCUCAGAUCCAAAGGCAGCCGGCGUCUCGUUUCCGCAUCACUUCCUUUGUGUUUAUAUGGCGUUUUGUCUGUGUUGCUGUUUAGAGUAAAUAAACUGUUUAUAUAAAGGU